Cadophora gregata is the source of this 2019-nucleotide messenger RNA. RefSeq lists its product as uncharacterized. The record is from RefSeq and is a predicted model, not a curated record. NCBI's taxonomy places the organism in Eukaryota, Fungi, Ascomycota, Leotiomycetes, Helotiales, Ploettnerulaceae. The coding region runs from base 1 to 2019 and encodes 672 amino acids. The transcript is spliced from 4 exons.
AUGGAGGAUCAAGUGCUAUCGUCGAUGUGCAAAGGACCGGUAUCCUACUAUACACUGGCAGAGCAGAGAGAGGAUUCCACACGACGUAAGAUCUCCCAGCGGGAAAUCUCUCGUGGUGAAAAUACGUACAUUUGCAUGGUCGUUCCGGUACACUGCAGGCAUUGGGUCGCUGUCCGGGUCACAAUAAGUCCAUUCUCGCUCGAACGAUUUCCAGGACAAAUAUUUUUCUCGUCCCAACUUCGUUUCGGGCCUUGUUGUUGCGACAUUGACCAUAAAAUCACCUCGGAUAUUGUCAAGAAUACAGUCCAGAGAGUCAUCGACUCUUCCUACCGAUCAGUUUGUUGGAACUACUCUUCAAGUCAUCACUGCACUUUGGACCAUCCUACCAAUUCCGAUAUCGAGCAAUGCGUUGCGGUUGCAAAAUCCAGAUUCAAAGCAUAUACAGAGUCCCACAUCGAGGCUCACUUCCCGGUAGCUCAACCCAACAGUAUCGACAAUCAGAAUGCGCUUGACGGUAGAGCUUGUCCGGCAACCGGCCAGCUCGCACCACCUGUCAGCCACAAGAGAAAAGUAAUGGCUGAACCAAGUGGAGAGCUGGUUAGGCCACCGCCCCCAAAGAAGCAGUGUAUAGACGAGACGGAUACACUGGCCCAACUUGUCAUGAAGAACACCCUUUGGUUGGAGGACAGUUUGAAAAAGUUGUCUCAGAAGCCUCUUCCGACGCUGCUUACUCUCUCCAGCCUUUCGCCCCCGGAACCAAAGGACGACGCGUCUACUCUAGCAGAUCAAUUGUGGAAGCUGGCAGAGGACGUAGAGGGUGCAUCGGUAGGCAUCGUCUGGUCUAUGCGAUAUACCGCCGCUUGUGCCUCACUCCUAGGAGCCUCCUCCACGAAAAGCAUCAAUCGACAAAACAUCUUCAAUUGGCAUGGGUUGGUCCACAUUAUCAACUCAAUUGUAAAUCUGAUGCUGCCGACUUGGAAUAACAAGGCUUACCUGCUCUACCAUGUCUUUGCUGCGAAAGGGAGUUUGAUGAGUUCUGUCGCUCGUCUGUCAGAAGAAAAGCGGCAGAAAUUUGCUUCCAAAAUCGCGAAUGCAUUGAAACGGCUCACUCCUCCGAGUGGAUUUGAAGGUGUCCCUCUUUUCAAUCCCACACGAGCGCUCAGCGGCAUGAUGCACAGUGUAAGCCACGAACAAAUCUGCAAUUCGAUAUGGCUGCCGUUAGCCGAGACAAUCGAGCCUGAAAGGUCAAUAUCUUUGUUUCCUGAUAUGGCUACUCUUUCCUGUCAAGUACAGGACUUGAGUGUUUUGCCAGCAAGAAUAAAAUCAGGAAACAUCGCAAGCACCCUUCAUUUGCCGCCUCCACCAUCCACAUCGUCCAUGCACCCUGGCACUCGCAAUCAGUCGUCGAAGAAAAGGGGUCACAGCCACAAAAUCCGUACGUCAAGGCAAAGUUCCUUCGCCUCCGACGACCAACCCACCGAGACUUUUCCGCCGGCUGAGUCUGGAGAUGGACACCACGAUCCAGGCAGCUCUUCCACCUCUACUUCUGCCGGUCACAAUAUCGACGAUAUUACCAGGAGACAUAUUGAGGACGAUAGUAUGGACCCAUGGAUGGCGGAUAGUUCGAGAAAUUAUGCGGCUUUCACUGGUUCUGGCCAGACAGGAGCAGUCUCCAUGGAUUCGCAAAUGACGAGCAGCCUGGGUGCGGUAGACUGUCGGCCAAACUCUCUGCAGCAAGACCCUUGUUGGGAAAGAGAAUUGACGAUGGAUCCAUACAUGAUGAAUACUCUGGGCGCGGGAGGCGGUCUGCCGAGUGCCCUGGAGUCGAGACCAAGCACGAUCAAUCCAAAUUUGCUGACUGUCGAUCCGCAUAUGACGAGCAGCCUGGGUGCAGUGGACUGCCUGCCGAGCUCCCUGCAGCAAGAAUCAGGUCGGGAGAGAGCAUCAAAACUACUAAACAUGAUGGAAGAUAUAGUGGGAUACAGCCACACUUUCCCACCGCAGUUGGUUUGGCCAUGA